Molecule: messenger RNA, 936 nt
Organism: Ipomoea nil (Japanese morning glory)
Lineage: Eukaryota; Viridiplantae; Streptophyta; Magnoliopsida; Solanales; Convolvulaceae
Product: thioredoxin M3, chloroplastic-like
Exons: 2
Coding region: 153-695 (180 amino acids)
Cellular component (GO): cytoplasm
Molecular function (GO): oxidoreductase activity, acting on a sulfur group of donors, disulfide as acceptor
Source: RefSeq, a predicted model, not a curated record
AAAAGGAGCACGUUACCGAAUUACCGUCGUCCUCCGCUCUGAUUCUCUGAGUAUUUUUUAAAUUGUAUCUGGAAAUCGUGGAUCUUCCUUUCGGAGUUCGCCCUAGAACACUACUCAAUACUGCUGGGAAUUGAUCUAUUUCUGGAAAUCUGAUGAUCGUACUGAAAAUGGCUUCGAGUUAUGCCACUCCUUCCUCUUUACCACUCCCGCAGGCGCCUCUCCGCCACCGCUCUCUCUGUUCGUUGCCGUCCAACUUCCCGCAGAAGGUGAAUCUCAGAUUCCUUUUGCCAUUACAGCUCAAGAGGAGCUUGAAAUCUCCAUCUGCUUCCCAUUUGCGCAUAUCUUGUCUCCGUGGCUCCAAAGCUGCAGUUGUCACCGGUAAGUCGUGGAACAAAUUGGUUCUGAGCAGUGAUGUGCCUGUACUGGUCGAGUUUUAUGCCAGUUGGUGUGGCCCCUGCCAGAUGGUCCACAGGGUGAUUGAUGAAAUCGCAACUGAUUAUUCAGGAAGAAUAAAAUGCUUUGUACUCCACGCAGAUACCGACUUGCAAAUUGCUGAGGAUUACGAUAUCAAGGCAGUGCCGGUAGUCUUGUUGUUUAACAAUGGAGAGAAAUGUGGUUCUGUCAUCGGUACCAUGCCUAAGGAGUUCUAUGUGGCGGCCAUAGAGAGGGUCUUAAGCAGUUCACAGUGUUCGUAGUCACGAAGUUUCACUGGCCCAAUCCGAUCCACCAAUGGUUAACUUUAUGGUUUUACGUUUGUUAAAGCUUUGUAAAUGUUCGGUUUUUUACUAUCUUUACCACGUAGUGAACUUGGUGCUAGCUAAACUUCCAAAUUGCAUUUUACUCUUCUUGUCUUGCAAGGUAUAACGAAAUAAUAUGGGACUAGUUGUACAAAAAAUUUGUCUGGCAAUGGCAUUGCCGAAUAUUGACGGGAUUUUU